Carica papaya (papaya) is the source of this 910-nucleotide messenger RNA. Its product is annotated as vesicle transport protein GOT1-like. NCBI's taxonomy places the organism in Eukaryota, Viridiplantae, Streptophyta, Magnoliopsida, Brassicales, Caricaceae. The record is from RefSeq and is a predicted model, not a curated record. Gene Ontology annotation, biological process: retrograde transport, endosome to Golgi; endoplasmic reticulum to Golgi vesicle-mediated transport.
CGUCCGAUCUCUAUGACUUACUACCAUCUCAUGUCAGCUUGGUGGUAGAAACUGAUUUCUGUUAUUCUGGUCUACUCUCUCUCUCUUCUCUCUCUCUCUCUCUCUGGGAUCGCACUGCUUAAGAAUAUUAGUCCCGGACAACAGAGGGCUCCUUCUGCUCAAGUUCUUCCUUCAAAUCCUUCUGUUUCAUUCCCUCUCCGCUUUUCUACUUCCGUUUCAGUUGAAGACGUGAACGAGGAGCAGCAGUCUCUGAGUCACCUCCGCAAUGGUUUCCUUCGAAAUGAAUGACCGAAAAAAGAUUGGGCUAGGAUUGACCGGAUUUGGAAUUUUUUUCUCAUUCCUGGGAGUUAUCUUCUUCUUUGACAAGGGUUUCCUUGCCAUGGGAAAUAUCCUCUUCUUCUCAGGGGUGACUCUAACCAUUGGUCUGAAGUCUACCAUGCAAUUUUUUAUGAAACGUCAAAACUUAAAGGGAACUUUGUCUUUUGGCAUGGGCUUCUUCUUUGUUGUUAUAGGGUGGCCGAUUUUUGGCAUGAUUUUGGAAGCAUAUGGGUUUAUUGUACUCUUCAGUGGCUUCUGGCCGACAGUUGCAGUUUUCCUGCAGAGGAUACCUUUUCUUGGUUGGCUGUUGCAGAAGCCGUAUUUCAGAUCGAUCUUUGACCGGUACCGUGGCAGACGGGUUCCUGUAUAAGGCUGUGAAGUAACACUUUAGGAAGAUCCAUUCAUAUGGAGUAUGGUCAGGACAAGAGGUAUUGGUUAGUUUUGAUUCUAUGGUUAAGCAAAAGCCAUCAUGCUUCUUUUGUGUACAUCAAGAGACAAAUAGUUAUUGCUUUCUGCUAUUGUUUUGCCUUGUUUCAGUGUUUUAACUCUUGAAUGAAAUAUGAACUUUUCAUUUGAGGUUGGCCGCCAGCAA